Messenger RNA from Cyprinodon variegatus (sheepshead minnow), 4499 nucleotides. RefSeq names its product mannosyl (alpha-1,3-)-glycoprotein beta-1,4-N-acetylglucosaminyltransferase, isozyme B (gene mgat4b). Lineage: Eukaryota; Metazoa; Chordata; Actinopteri; Cyprinodontiformes; Cyprinodontidae. Gene Ontology annotation, cellular component: Golgi stack; endoplasmic reticulum-Golgi intermediate compartment; endoplasmic reticulum. Gene Ontology annotation, biological process: protein N-linked glycosylation. Bases 130 to 1773 code for a protein of 547 amino acids. Gene Ontology annotation, molecular function: acetylglucosaminyltransferase activity. The record is from RefSeq and is a predicted model, not a curated record. The transcript is spliced from 15 exons.
CUCCCAUCCUCUCCAGUCUCCCGCUGCCGCUCUCAGAGCGACAUCUCCGGCUGCUGCCCGCUGCUUGUGUCCGGUCAUCCCUGCCGUCCCUCCCCCUCUCGGUGCGGACAUGCUCCCGGGGCUCCGGAGAUGAGGCUCCGCAAUGUCUCAUUCCUGACGGUCUUGUUGUUCGGGCUGAGUGGGCUGGUCUCCCUGUCCUGGUACACCGCCUUCAGCAGCUCCAGAGGAGAUGUGGUGGACAUCUACCAGAGGGAGUUCCUGGCUCUGAGGGAGCGCCUCCACUCAGCAGAGCAGGAGAACCUGAGGCGCUCCAAAGAACUUAACCUGGUCCUGGAGGAGAUUAAGAGGGCCAUCGCAGAGAAGCAGGCUCUCAGAGACAUCAACCGCACCUGGAGCAGCCUCUCUGAGGAAACAAGGCUGAAGCUGUGGAACGUGAGCAGCAGUAAGAACGUGCUGCAGCUUCCCUCCAUCUUCCACCAUCUUCCUCACCUGCUUAACCGAGAGGACAGCCUGCAGCCCGCCAUCCACCUGGGACAGGGACGAACCGGAGUCUCCAUCGUCAUGGGAGUUCCCAGCGUGAAGAGGGAGGUCCACUCCUAUCUGACAGACACCCUCAGCUCUUUGAUGUCUGAGCUCAGCCCCGCAGAGAAGGACGACUGCGUCAUCGUUGUCCUCAUCGCAGAGGCCGACCAGCAGUAUGCCAGCAGUGUAGCUGAAGAUCUAAAGCGCCUUUUUCCAGCUGAGAUCCAAUCUGGCUUGCUGGAGGUGGUCUCUCCAUCCGUCCAUUUCUACCCAGACUUCUCCAAACUCAGAGAGUCCUUCGGAGACCCAAAGGAGAGAGUCCGGUGGAGGACGAAGCAGAACCUGGACUACUGCUUCCUGAUGAUGUACGCUCAGUCUAAAGGAACGUACUACGUGCAGUUAGAGGAUGACAUCGUCGCUCGUCCAAACUACUUCACCACCAUGAAGAACUUCGCUCUGCAGCAGCCAUCGGAGGAGUGGAUGAUCCUGGAGUUCUCCCAGCUUGGCUUCAUCGGUAAAAUGUUCAAAUCUUUGGACCUUUCGCUCAUAGUGGAGUUUAUGCUGAUGUUCUACAAAGACAAACCCAUCGACUGGCUGCUUGACCACAUCAUGUGGGUCAAAGUGUGCAACCCAGAGAAGGAUGCUAAACACUGCGACAGGCAGAAAGCAAACCUGAGGAUCCGAUUCAAGCCAUCGCUCUUCCAGCAUGUCGGCACUCACUCGUCUCUGGCCGGAAAGAUACAGAAGCUGAAGGAUAAAGACUUCGGUAAGCAGACCCUACAUAAGGGUCACGCCAACCCACAGGCAGAGGUGACGACCAGCCUGAAGACGUACCAGCACUUCACCCUGGAGAAGGCCUACGCAGGAGAGGACUUCUUCUGGGCCUUCACCCCUGUAGCCGGAGAUUUCAUCAGGAUACGAUUCUUCACGCCCGUCCGCAUUGAGAGGUUUUUCUUCCGAAGCGGAAACAUCGAGCAUCCAGGAGAUAAACUCUUCAACACGUCAGUGGAGGUUCUACCAUUUGACAAUAUCCAGGCAGAGAAGGAGGCACUGACUGAUGGAAGGGAGAAAAAACCAAAGUACCACCGGACUGAGGAUGGGUUCAUCCGGAUAGGAUCCUUCCAGAACGGGAUUGCAGAAGGAGAGGUGGACCCCUCCUUUGGGCCCCUGGAGGCCAUGCGUCUCACAGUGAUAACGGACUCACCUGUGUGGGUGAUCCUCAGCGAGAUCUUCAUAAAGAAAGCAGAGUGAAGCUCCGCCUCCCUCAGUCACACCUGAGCCCACCUGCAGGCUCCUCACAGCGGCGCUAGAGCACCUCCGUGUGGCCGAGCCUGGCCGCUGCAGAGCGAUCAGCUCAGAGACUGAAACCAUUCAGACAGGCGGCAUCUUAGGAAAAAAUGUUGUGCCGGUUUCCACGACAACACAAGGCUGUAAUUAUCUAGGAGAUUCUGUAUCUAUGUGUACAUACAGUAAGCUAAAUGUGAAAACACUGGAAGUCAGAGAGGAUCAAUCUGCUGCUUUGACACACUUCCUGUCUGCAGACACGGCCCUUCCUGCCAUCACCCACCCUACGCCCUCAUGUAUGUUUACACACACACCCGUGUCUGUGUGCGUCAGCUGCUCCGGGUUCCCCCUCUGUCAGUUAACAAGUUGCCUUAAUGAAGACAGAGCAGAUUUCUAUUACAUGUAGCGUCCGUCCUGAACUAUCAUGCAUCCUGAAACUACUGAUGAAGGCAGCCGUUGUUGGAAAAGUUUAAGGUAACUGAGGCCUUUACUCCACAGUGCUCUGUAGUUUACUCUGCUGUCUAUUUCUGUCCAGUGUAACAACUUUCUGUUUUCUGUAAAGAGACUGUUGUCCAUCUAGACUUUGUCUUCCAGAAAGGGAUUUGUGUUGCCUCCAUUCUUAGAGGAGAGGGAGUUUUAGAUAAAUUGUUCCCUUCAGAUUCCCCACUGUGCUUCACUCUCACAGUAGGUGCCUUCAAUCGCUGUAAAUAACUCCAUCAAAUCCUGACACAAUUUUAUUCCCUUUAGUUUGGAUGGAAGAUGUGCUGGAAUAUAAUUUUUUAAUAUCCAAUAAAUAAUGCCAAGAAGCUUUUUUCAACACCACGUUACAUCAAACCUUACCUGAUGGAUCUUGGUUUGGGGGUUCUGAGAGUUCAGUCGUUUCUUCUAAUCUAGCUGCUUGGUGCAGACCCAGUUUAAUGGCUUAUUUUUCUCCACAUGCUUUUUCAGAACCAACCACAGGUUCUCAUGUGGUUUAGAUCUGGGGAGGUUUCUAACCACAGAUCCAAAGCUUUAAGGUUCUGAUUACUGAUCCACUAUGUUUUCUUUUUAGUCUUAAUGGGGCUCCAUCAUGCCGAAACAUCCAAACUGCCUGAAUUGUUGAAACGACCUGCUGCCAUUGUUGCACCAGCUCUGUACUUGAUUAGCUGUGAACUAAUAUUCAAGUUUAGAAGAUUAAAAGAGCAAAUCCAGUUAUUCUCAGUAAAAGAACCCCCAGUAGCUAUGUCUACGAGGUCUCCAGUAGCAAGUAACCAAGUUGAUGUUCUCAUCUAGAUGUCAGGCUUAAUUGUAUCUGUUUUAAAUCUUAAAAAAAAGUUUGUCCCUCCAUUUUAGCAUUACGGUAGUCUGCUGGUUAUAUUGAUGAAGAGGUUGCUGCUGGACUCUAUUACAGCUCAACCUGAGAUGAUCAGGUGGUCAUGAAACUGGUUAGUUUGAGCUUAGAAUCACUGAAAGUCAAAUCUUUCUAGAAUAUAAAAGCUUUAGCAGAUGAAGUUUGUGGACAUGACACCUGAUUCCUUUGUAUAACAAUCUCAAAAUACCUUUUAGAGUUAUUCAAACAGCAAUGGCCUGACUGCAAAGGAGAGUGGAAGAUAAUAAAAAGUUAUGAAGAGCUUUUAUAAUUCAGCUGAUUUUAGUUAAAGUUUUUCUGCCAACAUUUAUGACAAAAAGAAAAAAGAUUUGGGCAAAACAGACUUUGGAAGGAUCAUUAUCUGACAUAAAACUUGAUUUAAUCUAAAAUAUGGAAACUAAACAUUUUAGAGGUCACAUUAUAAUCCUUUUUAAGGUGUAACAUUCAAACUACAUCUUCCCCUUAAUGUGCUGUUUGUUGGUAUUUACCACUAAAUAAAAUAUUAGCUCCACUACAUUAAACUGAUAAAAAGAUUUGUGAAAGCUAACGCUAACUGCUAAGACGACUCAGCGUUUCAAAUUAAAACAUGUGACACCUGCCAACCUCAAACUCUUAUACACACAAUAAAGAUCAAAAGCACAAAAAAGGCUAAAAAAUGACUGACCAACACAGUAAAAAAACAUUAAUUUAAACCCAACUUCCUGUUGUAGUCUACCAUAGCAUGUAGCCUACUCAUGUUAAGCUAACAGCAGGCCUAUUUGUCUAUUGCUCACAAUAGACAAAUUAGAAAAUUUGAAUUCCAUAAGUGGAUUUAACUUAAUGUAAACUAAACCUAAUUUAGCUUAGUUAAACCAUCUUUUAGCAGUUUAAAAGUUAUAAAUGCCAAUUCACUGAACAAAAAUUUAGUUAUGCUGUUAGCUGUUUGUGGAAGCGGAACUUUGCCAAUUUCUGUUUAAAAUCUGACUGAACCAUAAAUGAUUAGAGAAGUUCUUAUUAGGGGAUUUCAUUUUUUUUAUAUCAUAAUCUUUGCUCCCACUGAUCAUUACAUAAAAAAAUGUCAGGAAAAUUAUCUCAGGGAACAAUUUAUCUGGACUUUUUCUCUCCUGACACGGAUCUCCUGUCUCUCUGUCUAGAAUCACUCAUAAGGUUCAUUUUUUUACAUUUAAGUUAGAACUUCAUUCAUGCAGGACAUAAACUUGAGUUUUAUUUCAUUUCCUCUAUGAUGCACUGGAUUGCAUUGCUGUCAUCUUGUUUGUGUCUUUUCUACCCUUUAGAUAAACUAUUUAAAUUAUCUUAAAACUUCUAUCAAAUAAGUGGAUUGUAAUAAAGAGAGAAAUUAAAUGAU